ACAGCAUGUGGCAUUCUGACUUCAGCAGAGGCUGUGUUUGAUUUCACAGAUACAGCGGCUCUCUAGACAUCUGAAAAGACUCCGGAGCCCAAGUCCAUGAGCAGCAAAAGCUCCGUGGAGCUGCAGAGGGUGGCGGCCCUCCCGGCCCAGGGUUGCAGCAACAGUGGCUUUCAGAAUGAUGAAGAUGGCUUUGAAAACCAGAACACCUCAGCAAAUGACCACUCGCUAAGGAACAGAAUUGUGCAAAACAGAGAGCAUGAAAAUGGCAAACAGGUAGGAGAGCACAUCACCAUCGAGCAGGAUUCUCUAAGAAAGGAUGAAGAAGAGGAGGAUGAUCAAGAAACACAUCGAAAAGGGUGCCUGGGAAGGAUGUGUGGGAGGAUGUCUGAUUUUUGUAGGGAACACAAAACAACCCUUCGGUACAUCAUCUGGGGCAUUUUAAUAGCAGGUUACCUGGCCCUGGUGAUCGCAGCCUGUGUGAUGAACUUUCACAGAGCCCUUCCUCUUUUCGUGAUCACCGUGGUUGCCAUCUUCUUUGUGGUCUGGGAUCACUUCAUGGCCAAAUAUGAGUCUCAGAUAGCCCGGUUCCUGUCUCCAGGCCAAAGGCUACUGGACAGCCAUUGGUUCUGGCUGAAGUGGGUGAUAUGGGGCUGCCUGAUCCUGGCAGUUAUUCUCUGGCUGGUCUUUGACACUGCUAAACUGGGCCAACAGCAGCUGGUGUCUUUUGGAGGACUUAUAAUGUACACUUCCCUGACGUUUCUAUUUUCCAAGCACCCAACCAAAGUUUACUGGAGGCCUGUCUUUUGGGGAAUUGGGUUACAGUUUCUUCUUGGGCUUUUGAUACUAAGGACAGAACCUGGAUUUAUGGCUUUUGAUUGGUUGGGCAAACAAGUUCAGAUGUUCCUGGGGUACACUGAUGCUGGUGCUUCAUUUGUCUUUGGUGAGAAAUAUACAGACCACUUUUUUGCAUUCAAGGUCCUGCCCAUUGUGAUUUUCUUCAGCACUGUGAUGUCCAUGUUGUACUACCUCGGAUUGAUGCAGUGGAUCAUUAGAAAGGUUGGAUGGGUAAUGCUAGUGACUAUGGGAACAUCUCCUGUUGAAUCUGUAGUUGCUUCUGGCAAUAUAUUUGUUGGACAGACCGAGUCUCCUCUGCUGGUCCGACCAUAUUUACCAUAUGUCACCAAGUCUGAACUCCACGCGAUCAUGACCGCUGGGUUCUCUACCAUUGCUGGAAGUGUCUUAGGUGCAUACAUCUCUUUUGGGGUUUCGUCCUCUCACUUGUUAACUGCUUCAGUUAUGUCUGCACCUGCGGCAUUGGCUAUUUCUAAACUUUUUUGGCCUGAGACAGAAACACCCAAAAUAAACCUCAAGAAUGCCAUGAAAAUGGAAAAUGGUGAUUCAAGGAAUCUGCUAGAAGCUGCAACACAGGGAGCAUCCUCAUCCAUCUCCCUGGUGGCGAACAUUGCCGUGAAUUUGAUUGCCUUCCUGGCCCUGCUGUCUUUUAUGAAUUCAGCCCUGUCCUGGUUGGGAAACAUGUUUGACUACCCACAACUGAGUUUUGAGGUAAUAUGCUCCUACAUCUUCAUGCCCUUUGCCUUCAUGAUGGGAAUCGACUGGCAAGAUAGCUUUAUGGUUGCCAAACUCAUAGGUUAUAAGACAUUCUUCAAUGAAUUUGUGGCUUAUCAGCAACUCUCAAAAUUGAUCCAUUUAAGGCAAGCAGGUGGACCCAAAUUUGUGGAUGGGGUGCAGCAAUACAUGUCGAUGCGUUCUGAGGCAAUCUCCACUUAUGCUCUCUGUGGCUUUGCCAAUUUUGGUUCCCUGGGAAUAGUGAUCGGUGGACUCAGUUCCAUGGCUCCUUCAAGAAAGCAUGACAUCACCGCAGGAGCAAUGAGAGCGCUGAUUGCAGGGACCAUCGCCUGCUUCCUAACGGCCUGCAUCGCAGGCAUACUUACCAACACCCCUGUAGACAUCAACUGCCACCACAUUUUGGAGAAUGCCUUCAACUCCAGCUUAGUUAGAAAUACAACCAACGUCGUAUCUUGUUGCCAGGGUCUACUGAGCAGCACUGUUGUCAAGGGUCCUGGUGAGGUCAUCCCAACCGGAAACCAUAGCCUAUAUUCUUUGAAGAACUGCUGCAACUUGCUGAAUCCACCAACACUGAACUGCAGUUGGAUUCCUAAUGUACUCUGAGUCCAACCACUCCUCUAACGGAACUUUAAGUACAGGUGCUGAAUUUUCUGCUUUGAGGAGAAGGGGGAGAAACAAGCUAUUUCCACAGAUGGAUACUUCUGUCAUGGAGUUUCAGCUUUAAAGAAGAAAAACAGGAGUGAAUGCUUCAGAUCUAUAGCAUCUUCCUCCUCCCCGUUCUUCUCCUCCCCACAACUGAGAAUUACUCAUCUUGGUGUCCCAAAGUGACAUGUUGUCUCCAAAAAUGCUUCCUAUAUCAGAAGGAGAUUCUGGAGACGAUGCAAAGAUGCUUUUUAGUGAAACGUUCAUCACCAAAGAUCUUCAUGGCAUAAAGACCACAUUUUAUGAGCAAACACAAACACUAAUGACUGGAUUAAAGGGGCUUCACCCAAAAGAAAGAAUGUGAGAAAGGUUUUGGAAUACCUUAAGUAAUGUAUUUGUGUUUUCAUUUUUGUCCAUACACAAGAGUAAUUUUUUUAAAUCCAUGUGUAAAUAGUUGAUUUGUAUGUGUGGGGUGUGUGUAUGUGCAGUGGUGAUGAAGUGGGAACAUAAAUGGUAUUCACAUGUCCUUUCCCUCUGUUCUCUAUGUUCUGGUGUCAGCCUUCAUGAAAGCCCCAUGGCACAGUGUGUGAGGGAUUCCAACUAUUCAUAUGUUGGUUCUCCUCUGUUUACUAUGACUAUUAUUUUUCUCUCUCAUUCUUUUAUCUCUUUUUAACUCUUUGCAUUUUUCUACUCUGUUUUAUUCCUGAGAGUUAGUUUUCCCCUUUUCAAAUUCAAGAAUUAAUAUUCAUUUUUA
Messenger RNA from Dama dama (fallow deer), 2983 nucleotides. RefSeq names its product solute carrier family 28 member 3 (gene SLC28A3). The record is from RefSeq and is a predicted model, not a curated record. Gene Ontology annotation, molecular function: purine-specific nucleoside:sodium symporter activity; pyrimidine- and adenosine-specific:sodium symporter activity. Bases 97 to 2190 code for a protein of 697 amino acids. Gene Ontology annotation, biological process: pyrimidine nucleoside transport; purine nucleoside transmembrane transport. NCBI's taxonomy places the organism in Eukaryota, Metazoa, Chordata, Mammalia, Artiodactyla, Cervidae. The transcript is spliced from 18 exons. Gene Ontology annotation, cellular component: membrane.